Messenger RNA from Strongylus vulgaris, 923 nucleotides. Lineage: Eukaryota; Metazoa; Nematoda; Chromadorea; Rhabditida; Strongylidae. The record is from the annotation of a GenBank genome assembly.
AUGCCCCUAAUGCGAAACGCAGCAGGAUCAAACACUUUAGGGAGAAUGCUUUUCAAUCCAGACCAGCCACGAUUCGAUCAAUCGACGCUAUAUGGGCGUUUACGACAUUUUGCUGGUGUUACAAAUCCUUUUAUCGCCUUUACUUCUACUUCGGAACUUUUAAAGGCAAAGAGUCUCAUGGAUAAAUGCAGGGAAGGAAAAAGCGAAAAGUUGCCAGCUACACUUCCAGAACUUCAUCGUGCCCAACGAUUAUAUCAGUCAGCUUUUCAUCCAGAUACCGGUGAUUUGCAGAAUUUCGCAGGACGCAUGUGUUUUAACGUGUGGGGAGGAACGAUUCUCUGUGGAGCUAUGAUGAUUUGUUCGUUUAGACUUACGAAACAGGCUGUUGUAUUUUGGCAAUGGGCGAAUCAGUCUUUCAACGCGUUAGUGAACUAUACUAACAGGAAUGCUAAAAGUCCCAUGACUAAUCAGGACCUACUUGUCGCUUACACAACUGCUGUUGGCGGUGCUCUAGGUGUAGCCGUUGGACUAAAACAAUACUUUGCAAAACGACAAGUCAGCACUUUGGUGCAGAAAAUGGUUCCGCUGGUAGCUGUAGCGGUUGCAAACGCCAUCAAUAUUCCACUGAUGCGGCAGAAUGAACUCAAAAAUGGCAUGAAAGUAUCAGAUUCGGAUGGAAAUAUUGUAGGAACGUCUCGAUUAGCUGCGGCAAAGGCAAUCUCUCUUGUAGUGCUAUGUAGAAAUAUCAUUGUUGCUCCAUGCAUGAUUCUAACUCCAGUCAUUGUGGAACGCUUGUGUAAACUGGCAUAUUUUCAAAAGAACUUUAACAAACUGAACAUUCCCACCCAACUAGUCCUCACAUUCGUCUUAUACGGUCUUAUGGUACCAGUCGGCUGUGGGCUGUUCCCGCAACAGAAGUGAGU